Messenger RNA from Venustampulla echinocandica, 2652 nucleotides. RefSeq names its product Heterokaryon incompatibility protein (HET)-containing protein. The transcript has a single exon. Lineage: Eukaryota; Fungi; Ascomycota; Leotiomycetes; Helotiales; Pleuroascaceae. The coding region runs from base 1 to 2652 and encodes 883 amino acids. The record is from RefSeq and is a predicted model, not a curated record.
AUGCCUGAGCAGGCCCUGCCAGAGAAAAAGGUGGUGUACCAAGCCGUCCAGGAUAUCUUUACCGGCAAAAACGCAGCUAUUUGCAGGCCAAAGGCAAUUCGCAAGCUCAUCGAACAGCAUAACGAUGAAGAGCUGCUAGCGCAGCUGCUCCAGCAGCACAGUCUCGACGAUGUCGCCACCGUCACAAAAAAACUCAUCGAGGAGCACGUUUUUGAAGCCAGUACUCAUGGCUGGAUCGCUAGAAGCGGCCUGGAGAGCAGACCGAGGAGCGAGACCGACAUCUACAGGGAGCAAACCGCAAAACCAACCACAGAGGCCCUCUGUAGAAAAUGCGCACGUAUUGAUUUUGGGAAAAUCUUCAAUGAACAAGCUGUUCCAGAGGAAGGCAUUCUCGUGGCGCACCUAGGGCGAAACGCUGGAAGCUGGGAUACGUCGACAUGCCCAUUGUGUCGGCUCUUUGCGUGGGUCAGAACCCCUCAUCCUCAUAAUCCUGAAUACUUGCCGUCCGUGAACAAGGACCUUGGAUACUGCUUAUACGCCAUCCCGGCCCUCACUUUGUUUAAUAGGUACAUGAAAGACCCAAUUCAAGACUCGGAUAUUAUCAAUAAUAUUGUUCUUGGGGUGUUUCUGGAAAGGGAGGUCGCAGACGGCCGUGUGCGGGAUGUCAUUCAACAGGAUAAUCCCGACUAUAUUUGCAACGUGCUUGACCAAGGUUCGGCGGCAAGAUUAGCGAUUAAUGGUCGGCAUGUCGACGCAGACAGGAUGAGCAAUACUCUGAUCUAUGAUUGGCUUCAAUUCUGUGAUGCCAAUCAUACCGACUGUGGCCAUAAUGUGGCCCCUUAUCUAUAUGGACGACCAGAGGAUAUUCCAAAGUUUCAGGUCAUUGACUGUGAAACACGCCGCAUUAUCCCACUGCCACCGGGCCAGCCGUAUGCUGCGCUGUCAUAUAUCUGGGGCAAGCAGGAAAACCCCGAACAAGUGGCUGACGAGACGGGACGCUUGAAAUCAGGCACUCUGCCCGUUGUGAUCGAGGAUGCAGUCACGGUAACCUUGUGGGCAGGAUUACAGUAUCUGUGGGUGGACAAGUACUGCAUCGCCCAGCAUGACGAUGAAACCAAGCGGUUGCAGCUGCAGGCAAUGGACAGAGUGUACAAGCUGUCACAUUUUACCAUAUGUGCGGUAGCAGGCUCUGAUCCCACGUACGGCCUACCUGGUGUUGGAUCACGCAGUCGCCAGAAGAUGGCACCACAGGCUACUUCCAAAGGAACCACGCUGACCAAAUUGUCCUUAACAAGAGAGCACUACAGUCGGCACAUUACGAGUUCGGAUUGGAUCAGGAGGGCCUGGACGUUCCAAGAGGCGAUAUUUUCUCGAAGACGCGUCUUCUUCACCGAUGUCGGUGUCUACUUUGAAUGUAAUAGUAUGUGGUGUUCGGAGCAUUUGGACGAGGAACCCUCGAUACGCCAUUGCCGCUACGCGCCUAAUGAGACGUUUCCUUAUAUGAACAAUGACUUGUCCGUCGAGCACAUGGUGCAGUGUAUCCAGAAUUACAGCCGUCGCAAUCUCACGUUUGAAAGUGACAAGUUGAAUGCUUUCCUGGGAGUUCUAGAGCAUUUUGCAAAGAUGCCCAAGCCGCUUUACCAUCUCCAGGGCGUGCCGUUGCUCACGAGCGAGAAAGUGGCAGAGAGGUCUAAUGCCUUGACUGCCUUCAUCAACGGCUUGAGCUGGGGAACACGACUUCCCGCAAAAAGGCGUGAAGGGUUUCCAAGCUGGUCGUGGACAGGGUGGCAUUUUGCGGCCUUUUACUCGCCAGCUAUAAGUACUGGAACUGCUGCCAUGGACGAAGAGAAGUCGCUGACUGGAUCCCAUCAGUCACGCAGUUUCUUUGUCCUGGUGCAGAAGCACGACGGCGUAGUGAUUCCCUUCCCUACUGAGGUCUCAGAGUUCGCUGCCUUCCAAGCGGCAUAUUCGUUUCGUCUCACCCCGUACAUUCACAUCGACGCAUGGACGAUCGAGCUUCGGUUCGAGGACUCCGGCGCACCAUCGGGUGUUGGCGGCAACAAACCUGCUAUCCUUCGAGAUAACGACGAGCACGAACCAUACUUUGUGCCUUUCAAAGAAACAAAAGGCUACUCGCGACCCGGUCUCGAGGGCGACUUCUUCUGGGCCUUCCCAGUCGACCGUGGACAGCCAGGCAAGGUGUAUAUACGCCUGGAUCUGACGCUGGAUCCAAGUACCGUUGUGGGAAACAGCGACAUCUCGAAGAGACUUGUCACCGAGACGUGGACGGGCAUUGUGCUGCCGACAAUGGACAUUGCGCGCAUCUUGGUAGUGGACUGCAGUAAGGAUGUGGCCGAACGGAUAGGCACCAUCUCGGUGGUUCCUGGAUAUUCACGCUGGCGCGCACGCAGACCAGGAGUUCACCACAAGUUACCGGAGGGUGCUCCGAGGGAUAAAAUGUGGGAUGAAAGGGCCGAGCUGGGGGCGCGGGUUGACAGGCUUCCCAAUAAAGCGGUCAAAAUGAUAGCGCUGGACCAGAUUACUGGCAUGACGGAGGAGCAGAGACGUUGUCAUGCCGUGCCCUGGAGCCAUGUAAUGGAGACGUUUCACUGUGAACUAGCGAGAACUCGGCGGGGGAUCUGGAUUAGCUAA